This is a messenger RNA of Cladophialophora psammophila CBS 110553, 891 nucleotides long. RefSeq lists its product as uncharacterized. Gene Ontology annotation, molecular function: S-adenosylmethionine-dependent methyltransferase activity. The record is from RefSeq and is a predicted model, not a curated record. Bases 1 to 891 code for a protein of 296 amino acids. Lineage: Eukaryota; Fungi; Ascomycota; Eurotiomycetes; Chaetothyriales; Herpotrichiellaceae. The transcript is spliced from 3 exons.
AUGCGGAGACCGCACGCUGUUCGAAAACAUACUAAUUUUGGUUCUCGCGCACAUUCUAGGGACCAGAAGGACACCGAGGGACAGAACGCGGCGUGGUCGGAACUCUGGGACACAGACCAAAGUGAUCUCUGGGACCGCGGGAAGCCGUCCCCUGCGCUGGUCGAUUUCGUUGAGCAGAAACUUGAUCAGUCCCUGCUUCAGAGAACCGGCGAUGGACAACGACGCCUGAAGGCACUAGUGCCGGGAUGCGGACGCGGGUACGACGUCGUCAUGCUCGCGCUUCACGGCUUCGAUGCCUAUGGUCUUGAAGUCUCUACGACGGCAGUGUCCGCGGCGAACGUCUACGCCGAAGCCGAAUUGAGCCGUCAUCACUAUCCGUCCGCGGAGGACGCUUUGGACCAAGGUCAUCGUCGUCAACCUUCUGUCAGCCACAGCCACGGCACGGUCAAGUUUGUGCAGGGAGAUUUCUUCAAGUCGGACUGGACGAGCAGCUGUCUGAGGGAAGGCGAGAUAUUCCAAGGCUUUGACUUGAUCUAUGAUUACACAUUUCUGUGCGCAAUACCGCCGCCCCUGCGCCGGAACUGGGCGCGACGAAUGCAAGAGCUAUUGUCCCCAACGGGGAUUCUGGUGUGUUUGGAAUUCCCCCUGUGGAAGGACCUGGAUGCCGUCGGACCCCCUUAUGGCCUCAAUGGCGUGUACUGGGAUCUCCUUGCUGACGGUGGCGAUGGGAUCCUCCAUGGCUCUGGGUUGACCGGCGAGAAACAGGCAGGACAACGAGGUGAAGAAGGGCCGUUCAAGAGAGUGCAGUAUUACAAACCGGACAGCUCAUACAGCCAGGGCCGAGGAACGGACAUGGUCAGUGUGUGGAAGCCCUCCCGGCCGAGCAGUUGA